AUGGGUGGCGCACGCGUCUCUGGCUUCCAAACACCUGUCCGACAUGGUGUUGAAAGAUCGCACUCUGUCCAUGAUGGCAACAAUCUAAGUGGGUUGCCAGAUGAAGGCAACAACCUAGGUGGGUUGCCAGAUGAAGGCAACAACCUAGGUGGGUUGCCAGAUGAAGGCAACAACCUAGGUGGGUUGCAAGAGGAAGGCAACAACCUAGGUGGGUUGCCAGAUGAAGGCAACAACCUAGGUGGGUUGCCAGAUGAAGGCAACAACCUAGGUGGGUUGCAAGAUGAAGGCAACAACCUAGGUGGGCUGCAAGAUGAAGGCAACAACCUAGGUGGGUUGCCAGAUGAAGGCAACAACCUAGGUGGGUUGCCAGAUGAAGGCAACAACCUAGGUGGGUUGCCAGAUGAAGGCAACAACCUAAGUAGACUAGAAGAUGUUGGACACUAA
This is a messenger RNA of Procambarus clarkii (red swamp crayfish), 444 nucleotides long. The record is from RefSeq and is a predicted model, not a curated record. NCBI's taxonomy places the organism in Eukaryota, Metazoa, Arthropoda, Malacostraca, Decapoda, Cambaridae.